Esox lucius (northern pike) is the source of this 3866-nucleotide messenger RNA. It is a transcript of the gene trappc14, whose product is annotated as microtubule associated protein 1. Gene Ontology annotation, biological process: cilium assembly. The record is from RefSeq and is a predicted model, not a curated record. Gene Ontology annotation, molecular function: alpha-tubulin binding. Gene Ontology annotation, cellular component: TRAPPII protein complex. The coding region runs from base 346 to 2154 and encodes 602 amino acids. Lineage: Eukaryota; Metazoa; Chordata; Actinopteri; Esociformes; Esocidae. The transcript has 11 exons.
CAAUUAGAUCAUUACAUUUGGGCGUACCUGAAUGAUAAGAGAUAUGGGCCUCUUAACAGAAUUUAUCGGCAGUUGAAUGCUCAUGCCUAGUUUAAAUCUUAAGCGCUUUGUCUCUGUGGUCAACUAGUUGUACUGGAGUGCACAGACAGCAUCCCCCGCAGGUUCACCGUCUGGUGAUGGACGCAAUUAAUCAAUUUUAAAUGUUCAUUACUGAGCAUUUCUUUUUUUAAUAGGUCGGCUACUGACACUGGUCACACACGGAUAUUCUUCACUCCGUGAGGGUUGAAUAGCUAGAAUAUUUGCUUUCUUGCCUGUAUUAAGCUAAGCUAGCUGUUGUAGCUAGCCAUGGUUCUGAUAGAAUCGCAGUGCGAGUAUUUUAUGUAUUUUCCUGCGGUUCCCAUCGCGGACCUGUCCGAUCCGUCAAAAUACCGAACUCUCCCCCGACGCAGUCACCUCUACCUCGGCGAAACGGUACAGUUCUUGCUGGUCCUGCGGUCCAGAGAUGGAGCAACGGGCUCAGGCGGGACAAAGAGAAGCGAGUCCAGUGACAGUAGUACCCGGACUUGGAAGGAGCUGGUAAGGUCCCUCUCCGCUGUAGCAAGUGUCUGUCCUGGCGAGAGUCGACAUCGUUCCCAACUUCACCCUCACGAGUUCCAGAGAAGCUACAGCGACGACGGUGUGGACGAGGAUCCGGACGAGGUUGACUUUGCUGCGGGUACAGCCCACACUGUCAGGAAGGAAUCUAAGAACCGAGGUUUCAGAGAAUGCAAACCGCUUCUCAUACAUAAUAACACGGGGAGUGAUGGGAGGCAGUAUCGGCGCGCACCGGUACAGUCUCCCAUGGAUGAACCAGUGGUACUGAGCGAUGAGGUAAUCUUCCCUCUGACCGUCUCACUGGACAAACUCCCCGUGAACACACUCAAGGUCAAGAUCGUAGUGACAGUGUGGAAGCAGGAGGAGGAGAAAGCAGAGAUCAAGGAACAUGGCUACCUAACCAUUUUACAGUUGAGGAGUCCCACACACACGUUCAGACAAGACCUCAACUCCUUCAAAGCCCAAGUCAGCACCACGUUAAGUGUACUCCCUCCCCCGGCGGUGAAAUGUCAGCAGAUGACCGUCUCCGGGAAGCACCUAACUUUCCUCAAAGUAUUAAACUCCAGUUCCCAAGAAGAGGUUUGUGUUAGGGACGUCAGGAUCCUUCCCAACUUCAACGCAUCCUACCUUCCCAUGAUGCCUGAUGGCUCGGUGCUCCUAGUGGACAAUGUCUGCCACCAAUCAGCGGAGGUUGCCAUGACAUCCUUCAACAGAAUGAACAGUAGCUCCUCCCACCUUCCCAGCAUGCUGUCUGCCCUGGAGGAGCAGAACUUCCUGUUUCAGUUGCAGCUCAGAGACCAGCCAGAGGAUGAAAGCAAUGAGGGUCUAGAGGUCCCCUUGGUAGCUGUUCUGCAGUGGUCCACCCCUAAACUUCCCUUUACCAGGUACAUCUCCACCCACUAUCAGCUGCCCAGCGUGAGACUGGACCGCCCCCGGCUGGUGAUGACAGCUUCCUGUCCCAGCGCUGUGCGUCCUCAGGAGAACUUCCGGGUCAAAUACACCCUCCUGAACAACCUGCAAGACUUCCUGGCUGUACGACUAGUCUGGACGCCUGAAGGCCGUGGUCGUCAGGAGGACCCCUCAGUGACUUCCAUAGUGUGCCACACCCCCCUCAACAACCUGGGCCAGUGCCGGAAAGGAUCCACCCUCUCCUUCACCGUCGCCUUCCAGAUUCUGAAAGCAGGACUCUUCGAGUUAAGCCAGCACAUGAAGCUGAAGCUCCAGUUCACGGCAUCCUGUUCCACCGCCCCGGCUGAAGCUCUUUCCAUGUCCCUCUCCCUGUCCAGGAAGAACUCCCCCUCCAGCCCGGCUGUCAGAGACCUGCUGGACAGACAAAGUCUGGGACGCUCACAGUCUUUCUCCCACCAACAGCCCUCCAGGUCCCAUCUUAUGAGGACAGGCAGCGUGAUGGAGCGCCGGGCCAUCACCCCUCCCGUGGGAUCGCCAGUGGGUCGACCUCUCUACCUCCCCCCCGAGCGGCCCGUACUCUCACUGGACAAGAUCGCCAAGAGAGAGUGUAAGGUGCUGGUUCUGGAAAGCGGAAGGGAUCAGGAGACAUGAUGGACACAGAGAGAUGGAGGAGGGAAAUGUGGGAUGCAUGGAGGGACAGAUGGUAGGAGAAUGACGUCCCUCGCGUUAAAUAUUUCCAGCAUCCCACAAAAAAAGCAUGCAUGAACAACAGCCUGUGACUGACAAACAGACCAGACUGACACCAGACUGACACCAGACUGACACCAGACUGACACCAGACUGACACCAGACUGACACCAGACUGACACCAGACUGACACCAGACUGACACCAGACUGACACCAGACUGACACCAGACUGACACCAGACUGACACCAGACUGACCUGCUGCAUGUGAACCGUAUCAUUUCAAGACAAGUUGCUUUCGGCAACAUCGUUUCAUGUGUUUAUCUGAGCAUUUUUAUUUGACUUUAAAUAGUACUUUUUAUGUACUAUUGAAAGUGGGUUUAGUCCUUGUGUAAUGCUGUAAUUAAACAUGUAAAUAAUCGGUUUUAAACCGGCUGAGGUCAGGCAGACUAUUUAUUGUGCUUACUUCAGUAAAUACUGGCACUAAGGCACAAGCUGGUUUGGUUCAUGGCCAGUAAACCUUGGCUAAGAUCCAGCCCUUACCUGUGGUAUGUUGACCAUAUACCACAAAGCCCUGAGGUGCCAUACUGAUAAUAUGAAUUGCUUAUCAGAAUAGGGAAACAUGUAUUUUCACAUACCUGUGACGCAUGGUCUUCUAUUCAAGGCUCAGUCCAACCAGUUUCUAAACUUUUGUGACACGUGAUAUAUGUAAAACGUGUAUUAAUUAUGUUUCUCCAGUUUGGUCUCAGAUCUGUUCGUGCCAAGUAACUACUAUUGUGAAAGCACCCACAGUAUUCAACUUAGCCUGGUCUAAGAUCUGAUUGUGCUGUCUCGACCGGUCAGAUGGCCAUUGCCACAGCAACUGUCAAGACAGCGCUGACAUAUCUGAUAAGAGGUUGAAGUUAUUCUGCUUACGCUUACCAAGUGUCAUCACUCAAUGUUUGAGAGUGUUGUAUUUUAUUGGAGACACACAGUCUUUACACUGUAUUUUUUUCGUUAAGUGGUCUACCAGAGAGGUUUUUGGUUCAGGCUAAAUGUAUUUAUUGUCAUAAGUUUAUCCUUGUCUUUUUAUUUACUAUCUGCGUUUUCUGCAGCUUUAAUGUCUUAAAGUGCUCAUACACUUAUUAAUACACUCCUGAGUAAAUAGACUGUAUGUAGAUGUAUGCUGUUAUAUUCCACACUCCAUGACAGGAAAAAAAUGAUUGUCUUCAUAAGGUUGUUCACCCCAUUCCCUGCUAAUAGUCAUCGUUUCAAAGUAGAGCACUAAAUAGUGUUUAGUGUGCCAUUUUGGAUGGAGCUUUACAUGGCUGUUGACCGAUGUCAACAGCUGUGUUGAUCAUAUGCUAUUCAUUCACAAUUCAAACUUUGUAGGGAUUUAGUAUUUGGCAACAAUCCAGAAUAGUAGAUUAUUUAGAAGGAAUGUCAGUCACGGGAGCUAGUUUUUUUUGUUUUGAACUGUUUACAUUUCCAUGAAGAACAUUGAACAAUGGUGCUUGUGUUUGUAUGUGCGUGCACUUUUCCUUUCCUGAUUUGUUGUAUGUUUCUGAAUGAGUCUUUAAUAGUAUGUUUUAUUCAUCAGUGUAGACGGCUUGUGGGUCUGAAGACCUGGUGUGACAUGACAAUGUGAAGCUGAGGACAUUCCAAAUAGUUGGACAAAAUGUGUCUGAUUUGAAUAUU